Exophiala mesophila is the source of this 1405-nucleotide messenger RNA. RefSeq lists its product as uncharacterized. Gene Ontology annotation, biological process: ubiquitin-dependent protein catabolic process. Lineage: Eukaryota; Fungi; Ascomycota; Eurotiomycetes; Chaetothyriales; Herpotrichiellaceae. Gene Ontology annotation, cellular component: cytosol; nucleus; proteasome core complex, alpha-subunit complex. The coding region runs from base 159 to 914 and encodes 251 amino acids. The record is from RefSeq and is a predicted model, not a curated record. The transcript has 4 exons.
GGAUACUGGGAAAGUCGGCCACUUCUACGCAAUCAUUCAAACAUCCAUUCAUCAACCCACCAACCUCCCUUCUCUACCGUCUCUCGUCUUUCCAAUCUAACCUCUGUCCUCCCGAUUGUAACAAUUCCUGUCAUUGCUAUUCCUCUUUUGCCCUCAGGAUGUCUCGCAGAUACGAUUCAAGAACCACAAUCUUCUCUCCUGAAGGCCGAUUAUAUCAAGUCGAAUAUGCCCUCGAAGCCAUUUCCCAUGCCGGUACAGCACUUGGCAUUUUGGCCCAGGAUGGGAUCGUUCUCGCUGCUGAGCGCAAAGUAACAAGCAAGCUUCUGGAACAAGACACAUCGGCCGAGAAGCUGUAUAUUUUGAACGAUAACAUGAUCUGCGCAGUUGCUGGGAUGACUGCAGAUGCCAAUAUCCUAAUCAACUAUGCCCGACAAGCCGCCCAACGAUACCUUUUGACAUACAACGAAGACAUUCCAUGCGAACAGCUGGUGCGGCGCCUGUGUGACCUCAAGCAAGGUUAUACCCAGCACGGUGGUCUUCGUCCCUUUGGUGUUUCCUUCAUCUAUGCAGGGUGGGACCCCCAGCGCCAAUUCCAAUUGUAUCAGAGUAACCCUAGCGGCAACUAUGGUGGAUGGAAGGCUACCAGCGUCGGUGCCAACAAUGCCAGUGCUCAGAGUCUACUGAAACAAGACUACAAGGAAGAAUGCGACUUGAAAGAGGCUUGUGGCAUGGCAGUGAAGGUUCUAAGCAAGACAAUGGAUUCGACAAAGUUGAGCAGCGAGAAGAUCGAGUUUGCCACCGUUGGAAAGACGAAAGAUGGCAAGAUUUACCACCACCUGUGGUCGGGCGAUGAGAUCGAUGCGUUGUUGAAGGAACACGGGCUAGCCAAAGAAGAGGAGGCCGAUAGUGGAUGAACACCAUGUCUUGUCCAAAGCCAAUCGCGGAAAAAUUAGAUGUGCCCAAGGCAUAGCACUGGCGUUCGGGCAUGUGUAAGGUACGGAAGAGGGAGUCUAUUCCACAAUCACGGGUACUCGAGCUUCUCACUCACAACGCCAUCGUCAUGGCUGUACUUAAGCGAGAGUGAAGAUCGGUCGUCCAUGCAAAGGUGUCGGGAUCAGGCCUAAUGGAUCGCUUCCAUCCAUCUUCUGCAAUCAUACGGGCAUUCUUGACAAUCUGGAUACGUUCAGGCGAGACAUGCCGCGGGUCAGUCUGAUCAGUCUGAUCAGUCUGGGAGAUGUUAGUUAUGCCGUUGCACCCAGGCUUCCAUGUCCUCUUAGAUCCAGUCCUAAGAACCCUGCAAUAUCGCCUUAGAUAUCAACAAAGAUAGGCAAGGCUGUAGGAUUGUGUAAUUGUCUUGUUGAUGUUCCACAAGGCUGGUAAUGUGCGCUUUAGUCUUAAUGCUUCG